GGGGCCGCGGCACAGAGUCCCCUGUGAAGGGGCCCGUGGCCUCCACUCUCCUCGGAAAGGGUUAAAGGGAAAAAUGCGGCGGCGCGUGGGGCCCGUCUCCCUCCGCACCCCCGUGAGUCACCCUCCUCCUUCCUUUGGGCAAACGGGACUCAGCUCUGAACGGAGUUUACGGUUCCUGUCCUGUGUGUGUUUUGACACUGACGGUGACUCGGGGGUCACCAACGCGACGGCAGCGCCGGGCCGCACGCAGGCCGUCCGGCUGCUCGGAAGAGGCUGGAGCUAGGACCCAGGAAGGGCAGGGCCGCCGGGGUAUAAAUAGAGGACGGAGCCGAGCAAAGUUUGAGCAGCGAGCCUGACAUCACCGCCUCUCCCCACCCAGAGCGGGGAUGAGAGGCGGACGCCCGAGGCAGCCCCGGAGGACUUGGCCGCGGCUCGGGGACAAAGUUCCUUUAGCAGCCCUCUCGGUCCCCGGACACCAGGGAAGGAGAACCAGCCACCUCCCCGCCUGGACGGGGAUGAACAAGGGCUGUUGGCUGGGGCAGCCGUGACCGCCGGCCGAGCUGCCCUGGGCGAGCUGCCCUGCGUUUGGGACGGCUGGUCCGGGACGUCUGGGGCUGGCUGUCCCGCAUUCCACAGAUGCUCCGCUCGCAGCGACGUGUUUAUUGAUCGCUGGAGGCUCUCGAGACUGCAGACGAGGACAGAACACAGCUAACUCUCUGAGCCUGCUGCCUGCCCCAAGCUGUAGGGAAACAGGCGUUUUUUCUUUCCAGAACCUGUGAAAAUGUCCCUCUCCCAAGGAAGUGAAAGUUAAAGAGGAUACUUUGUCACCCGCCGCCAGGAACUCCAGGUGGCUCCCGGUUAACCUCAGACACGCCAUGAGGAGGCUGCUGCGUGGCUGCUGGCCCCCCUGGCUGCUGUUACUUCACUGCAAUUUUCAGGUGCAUCCGGCCCUCGGCAGGUCACAGGCCCAUCCAGGGUUUGAGGUCUUGCUCACCGCUUCCCACUACUGGCCGCUGGAGCACGUGGACGGGAUCCAUGAACUUCAGGAGACAGCAGGAGCAUGGCGCGCCCACAACCUCACUGUGCUCCCCUCCCAUAACACUGCUUCUGUGCCCACCAAUGACUCUGCCUACGCCCAGGCCUCCGCGACCGUAGACAUCGUAGAAGGGAAGGUGAACAAGGGCAUUUACCUCAAGGAGGAGAAAGGCAUGACGCUCCUGUACUACGGGAGGCACAAAACCUCCUGCCUCAGCAACCCGGCCGAGUGCGGCCCCGAAGGGGUCACCUUCUCUUUCUUCUGGAAGACACCGGGCGAGCAGUCCCGAACAACACCCUUCGCGUACGGAGGGCAGGUCAUCUCCGACGGGUUCAAGGUCUGCUCCAGCGGCGGCAAGGGCUCCGUGGAGCUGUACACGCGGAAUAACGCCAUGACGUGGGAGGCCACCUUCAGCCCGCCAGGUCCCUACUGGACGCACGUCCUGUUCACGUGGAGGUCCAAGGAGGGCCUGAAGGUCUACGUCAACGGCACCCUGAGCACCGCGGACCCCAGUGGGAAAGUGUCUCACGUCUACGGGGACCCCCACGCCAACCUCGUCAUAGGCUCCGAGCAGGACCGCAGCCGGUGCUACGAGAACGGGGCCUUCGACGAGUUCGCCAUCUGGGAGCGGGCGCUGACCCCGGACGAGAUCGGCCUGUACUUCCGGGCGGCCGUAGGAAAGCAAAGCGGGCCGUCUCCGACACCACCCAGCUUCCUGGUGACGCCCACAGCCGGCACCCCGACGCCCACCGACGCCUACCGCCCCAUCAUCACCAACCUGACGGAGGAGAGGAGCAACUUCCAGAACUCCGGGGCUGCGCUGAACUACCUUCAGAACGUGUCCCUCAGCUUGCCCGACAAACCCCUGUCCCAGGACACGGCCCGGAACCUCACGGAGACCUUCUUGAAGACGAUGGGAGAGGUGCUGCUGCUGCCCAGCUGGACGGACAUGUCUGAGGACAACGCCGUGGUGCCGAGCUUGAUAGAGACCGUGGACACCGUCAUGAGGCACAUCGCCUCCAACCUGCACGCCAACGAGACCCAGGUCGCCUUCACGGGCUCCUCCUCCAUGGCAGAGUUCUCCGUGGCCAAGCUCCUGCCCAAGACCUUGGACUCCUCCUGCUGCCGCUUCCCGGCCCAGGCCCACAGCUACAUCGAGAUUCCGCACGAGGCCUUCCACAGCCACGGCUGGACCACCUUCGUGGGCCUGCUGUACCACAGGGUGCAUCGCUACGUGAGCGGCAUCCGGCCAGACAACACCAGGAUCGCCGAGGCGGCGGCUUACGCGAGCUGCCUGCUGUCCGCCGCCAGCUACCUCAUCUCCCUGGAGGUCGCCCCACCGCCCGCGCUCUCCCAGAACCUGUCAGCCUCUCCGCUUGUCACCGUGCGCCUCGCGCACAGGCUGACCGACCGGCAGUGCCGCCAGGCCGCCGAUGAGAGCCACCGCGUCUUCCUGUACUGCGCCUUCCUGGACUUCAGCUCCGGGCCCGGGGUCUGGUCGAACCAGGGCUGUGUCCUCGUGGAAGGGAACCUGAACUACUCCGUCUGCCGCUGCACACACCUCACCAACUUCGCCAUCCUCAUGCAGGUGGUCCCGCUGGAGCUCACGCGCGAACACCAGGUGGCGCUCUCGUCCAUCAGUUACAUCGGCUGCUCCCUGUCGGUGCUCUGCCUGGCGGUCACGCUGGUCACCUUCGCCAUGCUCUCCUCGGUCAGCACCAUCCGGAACCAGCGCUACCACAUCCACGCCAACCUGUCCUUCGCCAUCCUGGUGGCCCAGGCCCUGCUGCUUGCCAGCUUCCACAGCCAGCCUGGCACGGUCCCGUGCCAGGUGCUGGCUGUGCUGCUGCACUACUUCUUCCUCAGCGCCUUCGCGUGGAUGCUGGUUGAGGGGCUGCACCUCCACAGCAUGGUGAUCAAGGUCUUCGGCUCGGAGGACAGCAAGCGCCGCUACUACUACGGCAUCGGAUGGGGCCUCCCUCUUCUGAUCUGCGCCACCUCGGUGGUCUGCGCCCUGGACAGUUACGGAACCAAGAACAACUGCUGGCUCUCGCUCCAGAGUGGCGCCAUCUGGGCCUUCGUGGCCCCUGCCCUGCUGGUCAUCGUGGUCAACAUCGGCAUCCUUGUCGCUGUGACCAGGGUCAUCUCGCAGAUCAGCGCCGAGAACUAUAAGGUCCAUGGGGACCCCAGCGCCUUCAAGCUGACAGCGAAGGCCGUGGCUGUGCUGCUGCCCAUCCUGGGCACCUCCUGGGUCUUCGGUGCGCUGGCGGUCAACCAGCAGGCGGCGGCCUUCCAGUACCUAUUCGCCGUGCUCAACUCCCUGCAGGGCUUCUUCAUCUUCCUCUUCCACUGUCUCCUGAAUUCCGAGGUGAGAGCCGCCUUCAAGCACAAAACCAAGGUGUGGUCCCUCAGCAGCAGCUCCGGCCGCAGUGCCCACCCGAAGCCCUUCGGCUCCGACGUGACGAACGGCGCCCGGCCCGGCCCGGCCUCCUCCAAGCUCAGCCCCUGGGACAAGAGCAGCCACUCUGCCCACCGCGUGGACCUGUCCCCUGUGUGAGCGGAGCCCCCGCGCGGCCCGCGGCCCGGCGCACGGACCCGCCCUCAUCACUGCCAGCCCCCGGCCUG
Messenger RNA from Pteronotus mesoamericanus, 3661 nucleotides. RefSeq names its product adhesion G protein-coupled receptor D1 (gene ADGRD1). The transcript is spliced from 26 exons. Gene Ontology annotation, cellular component: plasma membrane. Bases 876 to 3593 code for a protein of 905 amino acids. Gene Ontology annotation, molecular function: G protein-coupled receptor activity. NCBI's taxonomy places the organism in Eukaryota, Metazoa, Chordata, Mammalia, Chiroptera, Mormoopidae. The record is from RefSeq and is a predicted model, not a curated record. Gene Ontology annotation, biological process: cell surface receptor signaling pathway; adenylate cyclase-activating G protein-coupled receptor signaling pathway.